This is a messenger RNA of Chionomys nivalis (European snow vole), 4960 nucleotides long. RefSeq names its product ankyrin repeat and SOCS box containing 7 (gene Asb7). Bases 805 to 1761 code for a protein of 318 amino acids. Gene Ontology annotation, molecular function: protein binding. Gene Ontology annotation, biological process: intracellular signal transduction. The record is from RefSeq and is a predicted model, not a curated record. NCBI's taxonomy places the organism in Eukaryota, Metazoa, Chordata, Mammalia, Rodentia, Cricetidae. The transcript is spliced from 7 exons.
AGUGCUGGAAGGAGGGGGCGGGGGUGGCCCAGUGCAAAGUGCAUCCCGAAAGCCCCCUGUCGGGACACCCCGCUGCUGACACUUCGGACCUGGUACGAUUUGGGGUCUCCCUGUCCCCAGACCUCUUGAGUCCCUCGGUAGCUGGAAGCCUCCGGCCCGGCGCGCGGCAGACCCUUGGUCUGAGCCCCUGGACUGGGACUGCCCCCCCCCCAACCCGAGCCGGCACUUCCUCCCUGCACCCCUUCCCGGAGGCUGCUCCUGAGACCAAGACCGCCACCUCCAACCGGAUCGGCUAUCUGGAUGCUCUCCGGGCUGGGGCCGUGAAGCACCGAGGAGGAUCAGGAACACGGUGUCCGGCCCUGCCUGGGGUGUUUCUUCAAUGGAGAAGUUGGUGAAUGUGGAGGAGGCUGAAAGGAGAGAGAGGAGCUGCAGCUGAAGGGACAGGUUUGAGCUGGCUGGAGGACACUCGUGAGCAGAAGGGGAUCUACCCACCCAACGGAGAAGCAGCAGCGAGACUGCUUUGGACCGGCAUCCUCUCUAAAGAGAAUUUGCUAGAUUGAAAUGUAAGCACCUAGUUCAUGUGGUCACAUUUCUGCUGCCUAUUUUGUUGCUGCCUCCAAAAAUGCCCUCAAGGUGAAGGAAACUCUUGCUCCGAGGCCUGGACACGCUGGGAACCCCUUCCCCACGAUGCUGCUUGUGCACAAUGGUCAUUAGGCGACCUGUCUACCAAGAGAAGAGUCAUUCUUCUGUAAGGCUGAUUCCUUUGACCUAAUGACUGGUUGGUGAAAAGCGGACUCUGCUAGGAUGUUACACCACCACUGUCGGAGGAACCCUGAGCUCCAGGAAGAAUUGCAGAUUCAGGCUGCAGUAGCUGCCGGGGAUGUUCACACAGUACGAAAGAUGCUGGAGCAAGGCUAUUCCCCAAAUGGCCGAGAUGCCAAUGGCUGGACCUUGCUCCAUUUCUCUGCAGCAAGAGGAAAGGAGAGAUGUGUUCGGGUGUUUCUAGAACAUGGAGCUGAUCCUACGGUUAAGGACUUAAUCGGAGGCUUCACCGCUCUGCAUUACGCAGCCAUGCAUGGCCGGGCCCGGAUCGCACGACUGAUGUUAGAGUCUGAAUACAGGAGUGACAUUAUUAAUGCAAAAAGCAAUGAUGGCUGGACUCCUCUCCAUGUGGCUGCCCACUAUGGUAGGGACUCAUUCGUCCGGCUCCUUCUGGAGUUCAAGGCUGAGGUCGACCCCCUCAGUGAUAAAGGUACAACCCCGCUUCAGCUUGCCAUCAUCCGGGAGAGGUCCAGCUGCGUGAAAAUCCUGCUGGAUCACAACGCCAACAUCGACAUUCAGAACGGGUUCCUGUUGCGCUAUGCUGUGAUCAAAAGCAAUCACUCUUAUUGCCGCAUGUUCCUUCAGAGAGGGGCAGACACAAACUUGGGGCGCCUGGAAGACGGACAGACUCCUUUGCAUUUGUCUGCCCUUCGCGAUGACGUGCUCUGUGCGCGGAUGUUGUAUAACUAUGGAGCGGACACGAACACAAGGAACUAUGAAGGUCAGACCCCACUGGCCGUUUCAAUAAGUAUUUCAGGAAGUAGUCGGCCAUGUUUGGAUUUCUUACAAGAAGUCACAAGACAACCCAGAACCCUGCAGGACCUGUGCCGAAUUAAAAUUCGACAGUGUAUAGGCCUUCAAAACCUGAAGCUGCUUGAUGAACUACCAAUUGCCAAGGUCAUGAAAGACUACUUAAAACACAAAUUUGAUGAUAUCUGAUAUACCUGGACUGUGAACAAGAUUAAGAGUUAUUCCAGAUACUUAAGAGGCUUUGGGCCUUGCACAAAGUAUAUCCUAUGCAAUUUCUGAUUUGCUGUGAAGUCAGAAGGCAGGUAUACACUUUUAGGGUUUUUGUUUGUUUGCUUUUCAUUUUAGGGGAGGGAUUUUUUUAUAUAUAUAUAAACACACACACCACACGCUUGAAGGUCUUAAUUUGGUUUUUUGGUCCAAGUCUAUGAGGUCCAAGCCUUUCUAUAAAAUAAUGCAUUUAGAAAAAUGGUUUUUCCUAAAUGCACCAACACAGGCAGGUUUAAAGUGGAAGGUUUUCCCCUUUAGUGCUCCGGUUUCAUUGGUGAACAAGGUACUAAGAAACCAGUAGAACACUUGUCAAGUCUGGAGGUCUCAGGCUCACCCAGCAGAUCCUGGGUGACGCUGGAAAAUGCCCUACGAAGAAACUUACAGUGAUGCUAUCACCUCCCUCAUUCAUUUUUAAUGAGUACAGAUGAGCUGUUUAAAAAUUCUUUUUUUCUCUUCUAAUUAAUGUAGCUUUCCAAUGGGGGAAAAAAAAAAACCAGUACCUCUGCUUCCUUUUGGUGUGCGCUUAUUUUUAAAUUAUUCUUUUUAAACAACUGUAGGACACUACUCUGAGACAUUGUGUUUCAAUUCCUCUCUCUCUUGUUGAACUGUACUUUUAAAACGAGAUUAACGGGGAACAGAAUUAACUUUUUAAAGCCAGUGUCUUCUGUUUUUCUAAAAAACAGUGCCUAUUGUGCAACUCUCUCUGUGUGUAGUUUCUCGAUCUCUCACCCGUCCCUUUCCGCGCCGGCCUCCUCUCAGCCCACCACGCAGGACCACCCCUUCCAUUCCCACCACAGACCCGCAGUGUGUCACCUCAACCUCCAUUUUAAGUUUUGGUUUUCAUUUUAAGGAACAAAUUUCAUAUCCUGGUGAUACAGUGUUUUCUAGAAAUAGCCCACAUUCUUGCUAAACCAUUUGAUUUUGGUGAUUAAAUAAUUUGGGGUAGUUUCAUGGUGGUUUUUUUUUUCACCCCUUUCCUGGUAAUAUGUAUACAUUUAUAUUUUAAGGGUAAAAAUCUCUAAAGGGCACUCUUUUAUGAGCCUGGCAAAUUGCUGGUAUGCUAAUUAAAUAUUUCCUGUUUGGAAGGUAGGUACAGUAAAGCUCUUCAAGACAAAUGUGUUCUUUUCUGAGUGGGUUGUCCAAGAUAAACCCAGAUGUGGUGAAGUACCAGUAGCAAGGGAGGAGGUCCCGUAGGCCCAAGGCAUCAGGGAUCUACCCCUGACACAUGCUCACUGCUUCAUUCGUCAUCAUGUUAGUGUGAAGAGAUCCUUUCCAAGUGCCCCGAUGUCAUUCUUAGUGCCGUGACAAAUUUUUAAAAUAUUUAUAACUGUUGAUAAAUUUGCUAUCAGAAGUUUGCAAGGUAAGGGCUUCUCCUUUCUUGUCAGAACUGCCAGUUUGGGGGCACCAAGCAUAAAACUCUUUUACCCCAAAAUGUGAAACUCAGCUUCACCGGGUUCAGGCCAACAAUGCUGUCUUCUUAAGCCCAGAGUUUGUCAUUUUGGCUGCAAAGUAGCUGUGCCGUCAGAACACGGAAUCUGCGUACACCUAGAUGGCACUCAGACUCCCGAACAGGCAGCUUGGGCAAGAAAGAUGAUUCAGGGACUCGCUCGUGUGGCCUGUAGACUCCUUCAGCAAGCCAGGGAGCACACAACCAGAGUUAGAGCUGGCCCCUCAAUAGAGCUGGGAACCCAGUGGACAGGCCUGGCUGUUUGCUGUGACCUUGUCUGGAAGGUCAUCUCUAUGGAGAUCCCCCUGCGAAGACGGCUGUGCAGCUGUGUUCUCAUUCUUUAUUCAGGACCCAGAUGAGCUAGAGGCUCAUGAACAACCUGGGGAACACAGAGUGACCAGUUACCUGAGUGUAACUUCUGCUAGAACCCCAAGCCCAGCAAGGGAAGUGGAGGGAGGGAGCCUGGAGUCUGCACUCUGAGCUGCCAUGUUAGUGUCCCGGUUGCACAGGACUCUGUGUGUGUGUGUGUGUGUGUGUGUGUGUGUGUGUGUGUGUGUGUAUGUGUGUGUGAGUGUGUGUUAAUUUAUUCAGCAAGUUGAUGACACUCAUUCCCCAGCCAUUCAGAGGGUUCUGAACCAAGCCAUGAGAUUGAGUCAGGGAAUCCCAGGUAAAAAAGAUCAUAUUAAGGCAAAUUCUUUGUUCUGUGUGCUGCUGUGACUUCAGAAAAAAAAAAUUAUGAGCGCUCUUCUUGAAAUUGAAAAUUCUAUUUAAUGAAGAAGUGUAUAAUUCCAUUAUUUAUUGUUUGAGAUUUGAUUUAUCUGGAAGCGUAAAAGAAUGUUCUUUGUUUAGUACUAGAACCCCAGACAUACACUGUAUCUUAUGGUGACUGAAAGGCUGUAUAGUUGCUGACGUGGCCCAGGUGACAUGCAGGUCUGCACUUGACUCUGAUUAUCUGAGAACCGGUCUCUGGCCAUGAGGAGAGAAAAACAAGCGUUUUCCGAAGCUUGGCCUAUUGGCUAUUCCAGAAUCUUGACUCAAAAUUUGCCACUGAUUCUUUUGUGUUUCUUUUGAAAUGUAUUAUUUAAGCCUAUCCCGGAAAUUUUAUAAAAUGCAUUUGGCAAAUACACCAAAGAAACCAGCUCAUAAAAGAUUAUGAUCAUUAAUGAACUGCAAACCUCAUCUUUUGCAAACAAGGGUGUUUCUUUGUAAAUAUUUGUGUUUAUAAAUGUACAGCAGAGUAAGAGUGGUUUUUUUUAGAUUAUUUAAUUCCCAUAUUUCUAAACUAUUUACUACAGAAUAACCCGUGCUCAUUAGUUUGGACGACUUGAUUGUUUUUUUUAAUUGAUUAUCAGUCAUGCUUGGAACAGCGUCUCGCUGGAAAAGGCAGCAUUGUGCAGUGGCGGGAGUCACUGUUUGAGCAUGAGGGAGUCUAGACUCACACCCUCGUAAGACACAAGAAAGUGUAGCUUAAUGACCAGAGUGGACCAUACGAAAGCGCCUCUAACUUCCCUACUGAAUCACUCGUUAGCCCGGGAUGGGAUUGGGACAAGGCCGUUUGCCCACAAAUUUAGCUUUCAUGUAACUCCCAGUGUGUUGUAUCAUAAUAUAUUCUGUUCUUUCUUUGUAAUGUAAGUUUUGCUUUGGGUCAAUUUGAAUUAAAAAAAAAAAUCUUAA